AUGAUUUUCAGUUGGGAGCGACAUAGCGGUAUGCUUGACUGGUAUGCCGACCAAUUUAAUUUUGUGGUGUUCAGCACUGGUGUGCACCCACAGGAUCGUUCUCAACUAAUUCUACAGUUCCGACCACCUGAUUUGUCAGAGAUCAUUGGUCCAAUUCGAGCAGAUCUCAUAAAGAUUGCUAAUCCUGGACCAACAGAGUUGGAACCGCUUCUGCAAGUGCAAAUCCGACAGAAUCUAUCCAACGAUCCAGUACUUUCGCUCAUUUCACCGGACGAACUACAACGGCAAAAUAUGCUUGAAGACGUUGCUCAGCUCAUGUUAGACAUUGAUAAAGUGAGUUCUGAUUACCAGAUUGUGUUCAGCUCGAGCACCCGGGAGCCUGGAGAAGUGGACAACCUGUUCAAUAUAUUGGGAAGAUGCAGUGUGCAGGCACCCGGAGCACUGGAGAACGUGGACAACCUGUUCAAUACAAUGGCGAAGACUAAGAGCCGGGAACAUCGUGAGGAACCCAUAUAA
Cooperia oncophora is the source of this 516-nucleotide messenger RNA. The record is from the annotation of a GenBank genome assembly. Lineage: Eukaryota; Metazoa; Nematoda; Chromadorea; Rhabditida; Trichostrongylidae.